AUGGAUUUCACCCAGCAAACUCGUGCCUGCUUCACUUGCGGCCAGACCACCCACCAGGCUCGCGACUGCCCCCAGCGUGGUGCCUCGAAGUGCUACAACUGCGGUAACGAGGGCCACAUGUCCCGUGACUGCCCCGAGGGCCCCAAGGACAACAAGGCCUGCUACCGGUGCGGUCAGCCUGGUCACAUCAGCCGUGACUGCCCCAGCAGCGGUGCUGCCGGUGGUGGCGGCCAGGGUGGUUCCCAGGACUGCUACAAGUGUGGAAAGAUCGGCCACAUUGCCCGCAACUGCCCCGAGUCUGGUGGCUUCGGCGGCGGCUACGGUGGUGGCGGUGGCGGCUACAACGGCGGCGGCGGUGCCGGUGGUGCCGGCCGCACUUGCUACUCGUGCGGUGGCUACGGCCACAUGUCUCGCGACUGUGUCCAGGGCUCCAAGUGCUACAACUGCGGUCAGACUGGCCACUUCUCGCGCGACUGCCCCAAGGAGUCUACCUCUGGUGGCGACAAGAUGUGCUACAAGUGCCAGCAGACUGGCCACAUCCAGAGCCAGUGCCCCAACGUCUAA
Molecule: messenger RNA, 564 nt
Organism: Neoarthrinium moseri
Lineage: Eukaryota; Fungi; Ascomycota; Sordariomycetes; Amphisphaeriales; Apiosporaceae
Exons: 5
Coding region: 1-564 (187 amino acids)
Biological process (GO): positive regulation of cytoplasmic translation
Cellular component (GO): cytoplasm
Molecular function (GO): zinc ion binding; translation regulator activity; mRNA binding
Source: RefSeq, a predicted model, not a curated record